AUGACUUCGACUCCUACCACAGCUCGCGCGUCGUCUGACGACUGGGGUGGGCGCAAUCCGCUUCCGACACGAGUCAGUAAGGCCUGCGACAGGUGCCGCCGCAACAAGAGUCGAUGUGAUUCAUAUCGGCCUUGCUCGCUUUGUUGUCGGGCGAACGUCGAAUGCUCGUCUGGGGUGAGCGAGACCACAAAUCGUGCUCACAAACGCCGAGCCGAUAAAUCCCCACCCAGUGAAAUCAGUUCCGUGAGGCCUCGAGCGCGCAGUGGUACCGCACGUCAUUCCUCUGUGUUGCAAUCAGAGGAUCCCACUUUAGAUCACGAUAUCACUGUCCUGGAGACUGAAGCAAGCACUACUGUGAACAUAGACAGUAGACAACACUCUUUAGAUGAUGCUGGAGCUGAUUCGGCUAUGAGUAUUGCCCAGAAGAUAUGUUCGCUCAGUAACCUACCCGCAUUGAAAAGAACGACAUCUGCGAUCCCCGGAGGCGAUACGUUCUCUAAAUCCGCGCCAUCUCGCUAUGAUCGGGCUCAACGACGUCCAAUAACGUCAGUUCUCGGAUUUUCUCUCCCGCCUUCCGACAUGAUGCGUACACUUCUAGAGGAGUAUUUUGACGCCGUCCACUGGUUCUCUUUGGUCAUUUACGAGCCAAAGUUUCGCGCCAAGUUUGAAUCCCUUGCGGAUGGUCUCGCACAUCACUCGCAAAAGUCCUUUCUCCUCCUCCUGUCUACAAUACUCGGCAUUGCUGCGUGGUACAAAUCACAGAGAAGCGCAGUCAAUGAGACCAUCUCGAACACAGAAUGGCGAGACUGGGGACUUGCUUUGAUCAAAGGUGUUGAAGCGCAACUAAUAGACCUGAUGGACCAAAGUUCGAUUUCAUCCGUCCAGACGUGUGUUUUGCUUGGGUCGUAUUAUGUUUAUCAUGGUAGGCCCACCCUGUCUUUUGCGUUGUUGGGUGCGACUAUAAAGACAGCUCAGGCUCUUGCACUUCAUAGAGAGACUUUGCGAGGCGAGUCACAAAACAUCGAAGAACGAAAGCGUGUCUGGUGGACAGUGUACACGUGGGACCGAUUUGCGAGCGUAACCUACGGCAGGCCCCUUGGCAUAAACGACAAAGAUUGCAACGUAAGUCAUCCUUCUGACGUAUUUGAAUCGCCAUUCUUCACGAAAGAUCGCAUCCAAGGGUCUGAUGGUGUCAUUUGCUAUUCGACCUAUCAACGAGAGUUGAACAAGUUAUAUAUGAUUGCCUCGGCAGUAAUCGAAAUCAUCUUCGGGAUACGCGCCGUAGGAUGUGUCAAGCAAGUAACCCUUGCGCAUAUUGCAAAGGUCACCGAGAACCUCUGGGCUUGGCGGACUCGUUUACCGACUCAUUUAAGCCUCGAUCUUGAACGCGACUGCCGGCCGCAUCCUUCAGCAACUGAAAGAGUUCAUCACUUACAAGCACUGUCCCUACAACUCACAUUUGACAACUUGCUUAUCAUCAUACAUCGUCCAUUCUUAGCGCAGCAAGUCGAACAAUUGCUCCAAACCCAGCCAGAGGACGAACACUGCCCCGCACAGGAGGUACUGGCUAUUGCCGGAGACAUGGAGUCUCCUCGGUCAUGUGCAGAUCAGUCCAGCGGUCAUCCAAGCUCUUCCAUCUCAAGUACUGAGCAAUGGUGGAAUGCGGCGGUAAGGACUUCGAAAGUAACUCAAAUGCCACAACUCGCUCAACUAGCGACGGAAAGCCAUCUGGUCGCUUUUCUAGCCAUCAAUUUGUUCAAUUCUGCGAUAGUCAUGGUCGUCAUGGCACUCUCUAGCCCCCUUUCCAAUCGCGCGCUGGAAGUCAAACAAAUUGUCACACGCAUAUUUCGACUGCAAGAGAUCCUUGGAAAGCGCUCUAUGCUCCCAAAGCAAAACAACGCUGUUCUGAGGGACAUUAUACGCAUGUUACUCCAACGUGAAGCAGAAGCUAUGUUGGCUCCGGUACGACCCUCGAAAAGGCCAAGGGCCGAGAACGCUAUCGAAACUUCAUCGCCGUCGGACGUGGUGUCUAUUUCUGUCGAGGAUACUCUUCGUUUGCCACUUCAACUACCGUCCACUGGAGCCAGAAAUGAUCCAGGAGAUAUGCAGCAUAUGGAGGCUGACGAUGUCUUGCGCUUGAACGAAAGUUUAGCAUCAGUGCAAAGAGGUAAUGCCCGCCUGUUCAUUGACAGAUUGAGAACAUAUAUUCUGUGCAAAACAUCGUUAUGCUAAUACAUAACGCGUGUCUAGUGUUGCCAUCCGGGUUCGACAACCUUCAGUGCGACUCUUGGGCCGGUAGCGUGGAGUAUGAUCAAGUGCACAUCCAGUCGAAUGGUGUGUCUGACACAAGCCAUGAAUCAUGGGACCGUUCUGAGUUUCAUGAUUAUGGCAACAGCACCGCA
Dothidotthia symphoricarpi CBS 119687 is the source of this 2402-nucleotide messenger RNA. RefSeq lists its product as uncharacterized. The coding region runs from base 1 to 2232 and encodes 743 amino acids. Gene Ontology annotation, molecular function: DNA-binding transcription factor activity, RNA polymerase II-specific; DNA binding; zinc ion binding. NCBI's taxonomy places the organism in Eukaryota, Fungi, Ascomycota, Dothideomycetes, Pleosporales, Dothidotthiaceae. The record is from RefSeq and is a predicted model, not a curated record. The transcript has 4 exons. Gene Ontology annotation, biological process: DNA-templated transcription; regulation of DNA-templated transcription.